Messenger RNA from Mytilus californianus (California mussel), 622 nucleotides. RefSeq lists its product as uncharacterized. Gene Ontology annotation, biological process: adenylate cyclase-activating G protein-coupled receptor signaling pathway. The record is from RefSeq and is a predicted model, not a curated record. Gene Ontology annotation, molecular function: G protein-coupled receptor activity. Bases 21 to 575 code for a protein of 184 amino acids. Gene Ontology annotation, cellular component: plasma membrane. The transcript has a single exon. Lineage: Eukaryota; Metazoa; Mollusca; Bivalvia; Mytilida; Mytilidae.
AAAAGUUUUACAUUACAAUAAUGAAUACAAGUAGUCUUGGAGAGGAAACAACCACUUAUGAAAACAGAAUACAGAUGAAAGAUGGUUAUGAUUUACCAGUGUACGGAAUCGCCGAAGGUACCUUUUACAAACUUCAUGUACCAGCAAUGGCAUGCAUUUGUAUAAGUUUUAUAUGCGCAAUGUCAGUUAUUUUUUAUUCAUUCUAUCAUCAAAAUUGCUCUAAAUUUUUCGAAUGGUCAAAAAGUGAAAGAUUUGUGGUUUACAUGGCGCUCUGUGACGCUCUUUUUAAUGUGUCGCAUUUUAGUGACCAUCUUCACAUUGUUGUAACAAAAUCGUUCCCAACACCGAAAGGACUAUGCGCUUUCUAUGGAUUUAUGCUUGCUGAGUUUAUAACAGCUCAAAGUUUGAUGGUCAAUAUCGUUGCUAUCAAUGUUUUUGUCUUAAUUUACUUUCGAAAACAUUUGUAUUUUGGAAGAUGGGAUUAUCGGCUGUUGGUUUAUAUUUUUGGCGUCCCUGCAGUCGGUGGCAUCAUCGCUGGAACGUUGGACCAGUUUGGUCCAAGUGGAGCGUUGUAAAUAGAUAACAUUAUUAAUUGAUUAAACAGCUUUAUUUAGAUUGAAUA